GGCUGUCAAAAUAUUGUCAAACACUGCAAUGUCAAUUUGACAAAUCCAAGGACGAGUUCGACAGUUACUUGCCCAUAUUUUACGAGUACAAAGAAGAAAAUGCCUGAAUUGAAUGAGAAACAUAAACAUUGCAGGAUAGUCGAGUCGAGAAUUGGAGACAUGGACAAUUUUGAAACUUAUAAGCCCCGUGCAAUACCUGUAGUGUUAGCUAAUGAUGAUCACACAUUCUGUUUGGAUGAAGAAGCAUUAUCUAAAAUCCUCAUGCAAGAUGGUAUUAAAGAUCGUAAUGUUGUUGUUAUUUCUGUUGCUGGUGCAUUCAGGCAUGGAAAAUCAUUCUUAUUGGAUUUCUUUCUCAGAUAUAUGAAUUCAAAGUAUGUACUCAAAAAAAACACAUCUGAUUGGGUUGGUCAAGAUGAUGCACCUUUGGAGGGCUUUUCCUGGAGAGGUGGCUCUGAACGAGAUACAACUGGUAUAUUGAUGUGGUCAGAAAUAUUCUUGACUGAACUAGCAAAUGGUGAAAAGGUGGCCGUUAUAUUAUUGGAUACUCAGGGUACUUGGGACAGCAAAAGUACUGUAAAAGAAUGCGCGACUAUAUUUGCACUAAGUACAAUGAUAAGUUCCGUACAAAUAUACAAUUUAUCAUCAAACAUACAAGAAGACGAUUUGCAACAUUUGCAACUUUUUACAGAAUACGGUCGCUUGGCCUUAGCGGAAACAAAUUUAACUCCAUUUCAGAGACUUCAGUUCCUUGUGAGGGAUUGGAGAUUUCCUUACGAAGCCCCAUACGGUGCUGUUGGCGGACAAAAGAUCUUAGAGAAACGGCUUAAAGUAGACGAAAAUCAACAUCCAGAACUGGAAUCACUGAGAAGACAUAUAAGAUCAUGCUUUUCGGAAAUUGCAUGUUUUCUUAUGCCGCACCCUGGUAUCAAGGUAUCGACAAGUCCAACAUUUGAUGGAAGAUUACAAGAUAUUGAUUCAGAAUUCAAAGACAAUUUGAAAAUUCUUGUUCCAAUGAUACUUGCACCAGAAAAUUUGGUGGUGAAACAAAUCAACGGUCAAAAAGUGAAAGCUAGGGAUUUGGUGCAAUAUUUCAAAUGUUACAUGCAGAUUUAUCAGGGUAAUGAGCUGCCGGAACCUAAAUCAAUGCUUGUGGCAACUGCGGAGGCCAAUAAUUUGUCUGCAGUGGCAGAUGCAAAGGAAGUUUAUACAACUUUGAUGGAGGAAGUAUGUGGUGGAACGAAACCCUAUCUGAACAGUAGUGUUAUGGAAGCGGAACAUAAAAGAAUUAAGGAUAAAGCAGUCCAGCAAUUCCAAAGUAAACGAAAGAUGGGAGGCGAAGAGUUUAGCGAGAAGUACAAAGAGCAGUUAGAAAAGGACUUGGAGGAAUCUUUCAACCAAUUUAAAGCUCACAAUGAAAGCAAGAAUAUCUUCAAAGCAGCGAGAACACCGGCUGUAUUUUUUGCUCUAGCCGUGUUCUGCUACAUAGGAUCUGGUGCUUUUGGACUUUUUGGUGCUUAUACAAUAGCCAAUAUUUUCAAUACCGGCAUGGCUAUUGCUUUCAUCACUCUAGGAUUUUGGGCUUAUAUUAGGUAUAGCGGAGAAUUCAGGGACUACGGACUCCAGAUAGAUGAAAUGGCAAAUCUUAUAUGGGAUAAUUUCUUGAAACCCGUUUAUCAAAGCCUCGUCGAGACCAGUAUGCAGCAAAUGGCUGCGCAAGCAGCUGAGUUGGCCGUACAUAAUACAACGGCUGCCGUAAGAAGUCCAUUAUCAGCAAACGGAAAAAAACAAGCGUGAUACAUGGACGAUACAAAGUUCUCUAGUCUGCCAUACAUAACUUAGUGUUGAAAUGAGGUGACAAUGUUAUACAUAAAAUCGAAAAAAAAUUAAGUAUGGUUCAGAUUGAUGAAUUGAUUAGCUUUAGUUGGUGCAUUGGUUGUAAGCGGUAGAUCAUCCGGAGUGAAAAUACAUAAUACCAUAGUCAUCGUUGAAUCAAGUAAAAUAAUUUCACAAUGUGAGCAGCGCUCGUCGGAAAAAUUUCGAACACAUUAAUUUCUAUAGAUCGUAACGACUCGUUCAUCACUUUUGUAUCAAUAAAAAUUGACAUGUGGUAUGAAUAGUUUCUAUUACAGAAAUUUUAACUGUCUGAUGGGUUUUUAAUAUUAAAUAAUUAUUUGUUGGAAAAGGUAUAAUUAUAAAAUGAACUUUUAUGAAAUGUUGAAAUCAUUUUUGAUUGAUUGGAUUGUUGAAUAAAAAGGAAAUCAUUUCUCAUCCAGGUUUUUCUUAGGUGAUUUUACUAAAAACCUGCUAUCAAACCUUAUAUGGAGUGAUGCUCUUCGCUCCUGUGAUCAGUGUGAUCUUAAAAUAAUAAAUUACCCAUAGGAAGAUGGCCACCUUAUAUAGAAAUUAAUAAUUGAAAUACUUACAAACAGGCUCUUCUAAUUGAUAAAAAAUUCGAUCAAAAAAAAACGAGGUAAGUCAAAUGAGAUAUGCCUGAAGUUUCCAAUAGCAAAUAGAAAAUUAUUAUCAAAAUCAAUUCUUUGAAUUGGUAUUUUCAUUUAAUCAUGCAACUGUAUUCUUUUCUAGAUUCUUCCCAUGAAUUAAAUAAAUUUUAUAAUUUUUAAUGUUUCUAUACACCAUAUAUUUUUCCAUAUGGGUAAAAGGAAGUUCUAAUAGAUUUAAAUUAGCUGAGUUAUGAUUUUUCCCUUUGCUUAUAAGGUAUUCAACCAAGGCAAAUUGUUGAAUAAAUGCUAACAUUCCCUUGUUCUUUAUACCUUUUCAUCAAAUUAUAAAACACUAUAAUUUGGCAGCACUAUUUCAAAAGAUAUCUAUGGAUUUGUUUUAUUUUUUUUAGUUGAAACUCCAGUGAAAAAAGUUGCUAGAGCAGGUUUUUGCAAACAGCAUAACUGUAUUAUAAGUUAUUUGUUAAUUGUUUUAUUUAUUGUACAUGCAAAUAACAUGAUCACUGCUUGAACGUUUCUCUUAUCAAAACUUGAAAAUCUCAAUACCAAUAUUGUACUGAUGAAUGUGAUAUACAUGGUUCAAGAAAGGCAUUUUUAUAUCUUGUAUAAUAGGUGUGGAUUUGUGAUUGUUUCAGUGGAUUUGAAUUCCAGAAUUCUUAUUAGUAUUUUUGUUUUGUGUAUUCGGACAAUGUGGAAUUUUUGUCUGAAGUUAUAUGUAUACAUAUACUACUGUUAUAUGAAUUUUAGUGAGCUAGAUGAAAAAAAAUGCCAAUUACGUUAAAGUACUAUGUCCUAACUUCGCCUACCUGAUUCAGUCGAAUCAGCUAUAAAAACAAAUUUCGGAUUACAUUAGAAAAUUGGAACUUCUAUUUAGUGCCAUUUGCACAAAAAUUUCUCCCUUGUUAUCGUUUUAAGUAGUUUUAAUAAAUUCACAAUAUUUUGUGGCUAUGGCUCAACUGAUCAUGAUGGUGAUAAAAAGAACCCUUAUAUGAUAUUAUAUGUACAUAUAUUGUGUUCGUUAUAAUUUUUGUACUCUAUAAAAAUUGAGAUUACUAAAAUUUUUUUAUCUAUUUGUGUGUUUAAUCUUGAGAAACACCUGCAUUCAAAUACUUUGGAAUUUAUUACGGAAAUUCUUCGGCAGUUUGAAAAGCAAAACGAAAAGAACAUGACAAUAACAUGUGAUUUUUUCUCAUAGAGAUUGAUUUCCAGACAGUAUUACCAUAUUUUGAAUUUAAAACACUAUGACUGUUGAAAAAAUUUUCAAUGAGAAAUCAAGUGUUCCUUUUCAAUUUCAAAUUGUAAUUUGGUGGUCAUUGCCUGCUUUUUUCCUCGGCUUCUUCUUAUAACCCGCUAGUAGAUUUUUAAACCGUGAAAAAAUUCUUGCCAAGAAAAAGUAACACUGAAUAAGGACAAUCUUCAUAAAAUUGAUGGGCAAUUAUGGAUACAUAUGAGUAAUGAAGCUCUUGAACAAUAAGAAGAAAUAUCUGUUGAAUUUCUGAAAAUCCGAUAAACUGUAGAUAUUCUUGAAAUUUUGACGAGACGUAUUUCCUUGUUACAUUUCAAGGGGGUCAUUGUUAAUCUCAUCAUUGUUACGUCAUCAGUUACCAUCUGUGUAUUAUUUCAAUGUUAGCCUCCUUCAGUUAUUGUUCUUUCCAUAUCAUAUUUUGUUCAAAUAAUAUAAUAUAGAAUUUUGUUGUAUAAUUUCAAGAUGAAUUCAUUAUGAUUAUUUCUUCUUUGAAUAUCGUAUUUCCAAAUAUCUGUUUUAUUUACUCAUGGUACUGAGGAGUAGAUUCAUAUUGAUUUUGUUCAAUUUAUAGCCUAGAUUGUUGUAGUCGAAGAAGACACCUAAGUGCCUCAGUAAAUUUAAGAUGAAUGAAUCUCUAUUGUUGUGGAUAUAGUAAAAUCAAACGAAGUUUUACUGAGAUUGGUAUAUAUGGAGUAUAUAAUUAAAUUUCAUUAAAAUCGAAUGCUAUGUCUUAUUAAAUUGCAUCGUUAAUAACUAUAAAGCUCAGUGUUUCUUAUCUUGUACUUGGAAUUGUAUAUACUGGUUUUGGUGAUAAAUUCAAGUUUAUAUGUU
Molecule: messenger RNA, 4536 nt
Organism: Coccinella septempunctata (seven-spotted ladybird)
Lineage: Eukaryota; Metazoa; Arthropoda; Insecta; Coleoptera; Coccinellidae
Product: atlastin
Exons: 10
Coding region: 100-1794 (564 amino acids)
Biological process (GO): endoplasmic reticulum organization; protein homooligomerization
Molecular function (GO): GTP binding; GTPase activity
Source: RefSeq, a predicted model, not a curated record